Messenger RNA from Cladocopium goreaui, 2571 nucleotides. The record is from the annotation of a GenBank genome assembly. NCBI's taxonomy places the organism in Eukaryota, Dinophyceae, Suessiales, Symbiodiniaceae.
AUGUCACUGUCGAGAUCUACAUCUCAUGGCAGUAGUUCUUGCAGUUCAGUCAUCAAAGCACUUCGAUGGCUAUUGAAAUCAGCAGAGGUUGGAUGUUUACAGGUGGUGCAUUCAGUUCUUAUUGGAACCUUUCUGAACCAGAAGGUGCCCAGGGAUAGGAAACAAGCACCUCCUCUGCCUCUGUGGGCAUUGGUGCAGUGGGAGCGUCGUGUGCUCAUGUCCAACUGCACGGUAUUAGAAAUCAUUCUACUGGGUACAUUUUUAUUGAUGGCCUGGGGAUCCCUUCGUUUUUCCGAUGCGCAAAGGUUAGACCUCCAAAAGAUCAUCUAUCACGAUGGUACCAUGCGAGGGGUGAUAUGGCGCUCCAAGACAGCAGUCAGCGGCAUGCCCCUAGCAGUGGCGGCGGAGGGUUUCCUCAGCAAAGGCUCCCACAACUGGCUGUGGAAGUUCUUGACGGUUUUGGAUACGGUAUUGGCCAAAUCAGGCCUCUCCGAGGUUGAUUUUCUUCUUCCACUGAUGGAUGAGGAUGGACCAGUUUAUCCAUUGCAACCGAUGGAUUAUGCUACAGCGUUAUUUUACCUACGGAAAUUUUUGGGUUGCCCCUGGAGUCAACGACCAGACCCCUUGCAGCAUUUGAAGUUGAACUUCACUUUGCACUCCCUCAAAGCGACAUUAUUGUCGUGGGGACCCCAGCUGCAUGAGAAAGUUACCCCUGAACAGCGUUUGUCUCAGGGACACCAUUCGGAUCCCAAUAGCAGUUUGGACACAUACUCACGUGACGUGGUGUGGACGUCCUUGACGUAUCAGCGCAAGAUGAUACAAGAGGUUCAGAGUGGAUGGCGUCCAGCCAUUGCCCAGCAUCGGGGUAGAAUGGUCGUCUUCUACUCCUUUGUCGGCAUUCCAAAAGGCGUGCCUCCGUACGGCAUUUCAGCGAUGAAACAAAAAUUCAUGGCCAACUAUCCAUCGGAAUUGAUCCAUGCAGACCUUUUUCCGUCGACCAGAUUAGUGAGCCUGGUUCAUGACCAGCUCUCCAAGAAGGUUUGGAAAUGGGUGCCAUGGAAGUAUCGCAUCUCGCUCACCAGGUCAGAGGAGAUUUCUAGCAAUCGAGCUCAGAAGAUGCCAAAAAUUGACCACUUGGGGUUACACUCCUUAUUAUUUGAUGAUCCUCCCUCAAUCGACGUGUCCAACAACGCCAUGGGGGUGAACUCGAUUCGCAAUAUGCUCGAAGUUCAUGAUCGGGCCAUUGCCUUGUGCCAAGGCGCUCACCUUGCCAAUCUCAAGGCCUAUACCCACAAAUUCAUCGGGUUUUUGACCGCCAAGUAUGAUGGAGAUUUACGUAACACCAGUGUAUUGGAGGCUCAACAUGCGGACCAAAAAAUUUGGACAGUCAUUGCCGAGCUCAUGGAACGAGGCAAAGGCCAAGGGAAGUCAAAGGGCAAGCAGAAUUCCGGGAAAUCCAAGGGCAAGGUCCAAUGGCUCACGGAGAUUCAACGGGAUGGUGGCUUCAAGCAACUCUGCAUGCGAUAUCAGGUUGACUCCGUAGAGACUCUCCCAGUGCAUGACGUGGACCCAGUUCAAGACUUCGCUCCACCUAGUGAUAGUUUUACCCGGGGCCGUUUGUCCCAACCCGAGCAGGCGAAUGCGGAAACAGAUAUCACUGCCACCGAUCUGUUGCGUGUCGCAUCCAGUGGUCAGGUUGGUUAUGGAGCGGCCAGCCCUUCCUGCUGUGAAUACAGCAGACUCAAACUUCGAGAUGAUGACGGUCCCAAGGCUCUACGAUCACCAGAGCACUUGUCUGGUCUGCCCAAUCUCACACCCUGGGAACUGCAACGUGUCCAAGAGAGCUUUAUGAUGCUCUCUCGCUGCGUUGAGGUCCUCACCCUGGUUUUUCAAGCAGGCGGGCACGUCCACCUUGAACAACCCUUGAACGCCAUGUCAUGGUUAGAGAAGGUAGUACGCCAAUUUCUGCAAUUGAUUGGGGCUUCCUGUAUCAACGUGGCCGCUUGCGCCUAUGAGAUGGAUAUUUACAAAGCCUGGAUGUUUGCCUCGAGUUUUACAGGUCUUCGACCAUUAGGCUGCAUUUGUCAACAUCCCCCUAAUUCUCAUGUUCGUCUUCAAGGUCUCCGAGACGAUUCUGGUGCUUUUGCCAGUAGGGCGACGGCACAAUACCCACUGAAACUGGCACAAUUGUUUGCCAAUCUUGUGGCCCCAUUACUGGACACAUCAGGGUUGGACCUCCAAUGGUCAGAUUUGGAUGCCCUCAUGCCCACCAAGCAACUGUCGGAGUAUCCAUUUUCGCAAAUGGAUGUGGGUGGAGCUUUUUCCCACCCGGACUGGAGUCAGGAUAAUCGUCAAGAACACGACUGGUUCAAGACUCUGCGUACUUCGUGGAUGAACAGGAUCAUCUCUGAGCGGUUGGAUAAGAUCCUACUGGCGCAUGUGGCUUCGGGCAACCCGUCACCGCCUUUUUCGGUGGAAAUCCUGACCCCAUUCAAGGCUGAUCUGGAGCAAUUCUUGGAGGUAAGCUUAUUGCUGUUCGACAUCAAGCGGUAUCCUCAUUGGCGGAUCUGA